AUGGAGCAUCACCCGAGUAGCAAUAUUGAAGCAGAAGUAUAUGUGUUUAAUGAUUUCAAACGUCGUCCUGCGGUCCCUUUGGAACCCCCUUCUAAUACCGAGCCUUGGCGUCCAUUCCAUUCCCGACUUGAGUUCGAAGUCGCUGAACUUGCCCUUGAGGCGGGUUUAAAUAACGAACAAACCGACCGACUUAUCAAAAUAUGUCAUCGUUGCGCCGUUGGGAAGGAAAAUUUCACAUUCAAGAACCACAAAGACAUCCAUGUCAAGUGGGAAGCGGGUUCUUUUCGCAUUACUAAGUUUACCAAGGAAGUCAUUUCGGUCCCAUAUGACGGCAAAACGUGGAACUUCGACCUACAUUACAGGGAUCUCUGGGGAUUAGCUAGUGACCUACUUGGGGACCCUCACAUUUUCCACAUUUCACGUUUGACGUGCAACACUUAUCUAAGCGGGAAGCCCUUGGCCUUCAUACUAUACACUGACAAAACAAGACUAUCAUCGUUUGGGACAGUGAAGGGCUAUCCUGUGGUUGCACAUUUAGCGAAUCUGCCCACUGGUAUUCGAAAUGGACGAGGCACCGGUAGCGGCUACGUGGUAGGAUGGCUACCAAUUGUAAAGGAAGAUAAGGACUAUGCUGGAAAGCCCAGCUGGGUAAACUUCAAAAACACGGUCUGGCACGAGUCGUUUCGAAGAAUCACGUCGUCGUUAGCAUCGAAAUCGAGGGUGGGACAAUGGUUCGCUUGCAUGGAUGGCGUUGAACGCUGGUUUUUCCUUAUUGUGCUUAUUUUGUCUGCUGACUAUGAGGAGCAGUGCGUGAUGUCGCUAACACGAGGAGUCAUGAGCCUAUGGCCAUGUCCCAUAUGUCUUGUCCCUCGAGAUGCACUCAGCGAUACCUCGAAGACGUACAUGCGCCGGACUGCGGAUGAUUCACGUGCUGCAGUAACAACUGCACGAGCAAAAGAUACCAUAGAAGAGCAAGAGGAGGUUCUAAAAGUACUAGGACUACGUAACAUCGAGAAUGCACUAUGGGCCAUACAAUACUCAGACGUCCAUAGGGCGUUGUCGCAUGACCGAUGCCACUUUAAUCAUGGCGGGCUUUGGUCGCGUCACUAUUGGGUUGAACUGCAGAAAUACAUAGCAAGACUCGGACGAGCAAAAGUAUCACAAGUUGAUAAGGCAUAUCAAGCAUUCCCUCGCUGGCGGGAUCUACGGCACCCGAACCAAGUGAUGAAUGUUUCGUUUGUGGACAGUGCCAUGCAUGAAGAUAUUUCAAAGAUGAUCAUCUACGCUACGCAUAACAUCCUGACGGAGGACGAAUUACCACUUGGAUACCUUUUGCUCCGAUGUGUGCGACUUUACCUUGAGGCCGAUAUAUAUGCUGCAUUUGAAGUUCACACAACUGCGACAAUCAGCGCAGGGAGAGGUGCUGUCCAGGCCCUGACGGCACUUAUGAAGCAAUAUAUCAUUAAAACUGAGGAUGACGAUGAAUCAGACAAGGAUUGGAAUUUUCCGAAGUUGCACAUGUUGAUGCACUUAUUCGACGACAUCGAGGCCAAAGGAGCUUCAAGGAAUUACAAUACAAAGCCAAACGAGCAGAUGCACGGACCGUUGAAGGACUGGUACCAGGAACGAACUAACUUUAAAGAUUUUGCAGAACAGAUCCUUCGAAUAGAUCACUGGUUUCAUGUUGCAGACGAUAUUCGUCGUCGUCUCUUGGACUUAGAUGACCAUCUAAUGUUCACAUCACAAGGCCAAGCAAACAAUGAUGAUGACAAAGAUGAAGAUGAAGAUGCUCAGCGCCCUGUGAGUGACUUCCUCCCUGGUUUGAACAUCGAUGGGUCUCUGCAUGUGAAACUCGGUUCCAGCCAGGCUCCACAGACAUUUGCUCUCAUUGAGAAUACUCACCAGAACGAUGACGCAUUCACCAACUUCCGUGUCAAGCUCAACUCAUUUCUAAACGACUUCCUCCCUGCCUGCAACAUACCCCUUCCAGAUGGAAAGAGAAUUCACCUCAAAUCAGAUGUUGCAGUUACUGCACAUCAAUUUCUGCGAGUGAACUUCGAGUCCCUCGUAGAUUGGCGGCAACACACGGACUACUUGCGGUGCAACCCAUGCUUCUAUAAUGCACCCCGCUUCGAUUGUGUCUUCAUUCAGACCCGUGCGAAUGUCAUCAUUGGACGUCUGCUCUUCCUUUUUGAUUGCCCAGUUGGAGAGGAUCUGUUUCUGCUUGCUCUUGUCCAUCCAUUCGAUGCUCGCACAGGUACGCGACUUCGAAAGGACGGACAGCUCAAUCUUUUCAGGGUUCGAGCAAAACCACGAGCACAAGCCGAAUUUUUCUCGGUCAGGUCGAUCAUUCGUGGGGCACUUCUAGUGCAUGGUGCCAGCCUUGAUUACCUUGUCGUUGACACGGUUGAUACCGACAUGUUCCUCCGGGUGAAGGAAAUGCAUUUGCAGGCUGGACAUGUAGUUCGCAUUUGA
Molecule: messenger RNA, 2475 nt
Organism: Suillus fuscotomentosus
Lineage: Eukaryota; Fungi; Basidiomycota; Agaricomycetes; Boletales; Suillaceae
Exons: 11
Coding region: 1-2475 (824 amino acids)
Source: RefSeq, a predicted model, not a curated record